GCACGCUCACGCACAUCGACUCCAUCAUCCACAACUACGGGCUGCAGCUCAACGAGGGCCGUACGGGCGAUGAGUUCCUGCUGCUCUUCACCAUGGCCUCUAACCACCCGGCCUUCAGCUUUCACCAGAAGCAGGUGCUGCGCCAGGAGCUCACGCAGAUUCAGAGCAGCCUGAGCAGCGGCGGCGGCGGCGGGGGCCACGGGGGCAAGAGCGCACUGCCCACCUGUCCGUCCUGCCACAAGGUCACUCCAAGAACCGAAACUCCUGUCACCAGUGUCAGUAAUAGUUUGGAGAAUGCACUACGUACAUCAGCACAUUCCACUGAGGAGUCGCUGCCCAAGAGGACUGUGGGAAAACACUCCAAAGUGAGUGUUGAAAAGAUAGACCUGAAGGGAUUAUCACACAAAAAAAAUGAAAGAAAUGUUGAAUGUUCCUUUGAGGUCUUGUGGUCUGACUCUUCAGUAACGUCAGUAACCAAAUCUUCCUCUGAAGUGACUGAAUUUAUUUCAAAGUUAUCUCAGCUAUACCCUGAAGAAAAUUUGGAGAAAUUCAUUCCUUGCUUAGCUGGCCCAGAUUCGUUUUAUGUAGAGCGAAACCACAUGGAUCUGGAAGCGGACCUGAGGUAUUUGGCUUCAUUACCUUCUCACGUACUGAAAAAUGACCAUGUUAAGAAAUUUUUCAGCACUUCAUCUCCCACCCAACAGCUUCAAAGUCCAAGUCCUGGCAACCUUUCCCUUUCUAAAGUUGGUACCAUGAUGGGCGUGUCUGGAAGGCCUGUGUGUGGAGUAGCCGGCAUCCCAUCCUCUCAGAGCGGCGCCCAGCACCACAUGCAGCACUCAGCGGGCGCGGCCGCCUUGCCCCACUGCUCCCACACCGGGGGCGGGGGCGCGGCGCUGGCCUACCGGGCCCAGAUGGACACCUCGCCUGCCAUCUUAAUGCCUUCCAGUCUGCAGACCCCUCAGACCCAGGAGCAAAACGGGAUUUUAGAUUGGCUGAGGAAACUGCGUUUGCACAAAUACUAUCCCGUCUUUAAACAACUUACGAUGGAGAAGUUUCUGAGCCUUACCGAAGAAGAUCUAAAUAAAUUUGAAUCCCUUACCAUGGGAGCAAAGAAAAAACUCAAGACUCAACUGGAGCUGGAGAAGGAGAAGUCAGAGAAACGGUGCCAGAACCCCUCAGCCCCACCCCCGGUCACCAGCAGUGGAGUGGCCCGUGUGCCCCCCACAAGCCACGUGGGGCCCGUGCAGAAUGUCCGGAGCCCCCACGCUGCAGCCCUGCGGGUGGAAGUGGAGCCCCCUCACCAGACGGCCCGGGAAGGCAGCUCCUCCGAGUGCUCCAGCUCUUCCCCCAGCCCGAUGGGGGUGCAGGCCCGGGAGGAGAGCUCCGACAGCGCUGAGGAGAAUGACAGGCGUGUGGAGAUGCACAUGGAGGGUUCUGAUAAGGAGAAGCCUGUCAUGCUACUGAAUCAUUUCACUUCAAGUUCUGCCAGACCCACGGCCCAGGUUCUCCCUGUGCAGAAUGAGGCAGGCUCCAACCCUUCAGGCCACCAUCCGCUGCCUCCACAGAUGAUGACUGCAGCCUCGCACAUUGCACCCAUCCGAAUGCUGAAUUCUGUGCACAAAUCAGAAAGGGGAGGCACGGACAUGAAGCUCCUCUCGUCUUCUAUGCACUCACUGCUGUCUCUAGAAGAAAGGAAUAAAGUCUCUGGACCAAGAAGUGGAAUCAAAGUGGACAAGAGUUUUGGCAAUGCCAUGAUGGAUGUGUUGCCCACGUCUGCCCCCCAUCAGCCCAUGCAGGUCCUCUCUGGACUUGCUGAGAGCAGCUCUGUGUCACCCACUAUCUCCUUUGGUCCCCGCACCAAAGUUGUCCAUGCGUCUGCACUGGACAGGGUGAUGAAGCCGGCCCAGCAGCCGGCCCUGGUGGUGGAGACUAGCACUGCUGCCGUGGGAACAUCCAGCACAGUCUUCCACGUGGCUCGGCCACCAAUCAAACUUCUGGUGUCUUCAUCUGUCCCUGCGGAUUCUGUCAUUUCUGGACAAACUUCCUGUUCUAAUAACGUGCAGAUCAGUGUGCCCCCUGCAAUAAUAAACCCCCGGACUACGCUGUACACAGCCAACACCAAAGCUGCCUUCUCUGCAAUGAGCAGUGUGCCUGUGGGCCCCCUGCAGGGCAGCUUUUGUGCGAACAGCAACACUGCCUCCUCCAGUAGCCACCCUUCCCCAUCCUUCCCAAACAUGGCCACUGUGCCCAGCUGCCCGGCCCCCAGCUCCAGCCCUGCGCUCUCCUCAGUCCCUGAAAGCAGUUUCUACAGCAGCAGCAGCAGCAGCAGUGGCAGCGGCUCCCCCGGGAACAUUCCUGCCUCUGCUCAGAACCAUCACCACCACCACCACCAUCAGCAGCCGUCGGCGCCCCCGCAACCCUCACCUGGCCCACCACCGGGCUGCGUCGUGUGCACAUCCUGUGGAUGCAGCGGGAGCUGCGGCUCUGGUGGCCUGACCGUUAGCUACGCCAACUAUUUCCAGCACCCGUUCUCGGGCCCAUCUGUCUUCCCCUUCCCCUUCCUGCCCUUCAGCCCUGUGUGUGGCAGCGGCUAUGUGGGCACCCAGCAGUACGGCAACAGCGCCUUCCCGGUUGUGCACUCACCAUAUGGCAGCAGUGUGCCUGCCGAGCCCGUGCUGGGCGGCCAGUCCACAUUCACCGUCCCUCCCAUGCAGAGCUUCAUGGCAGGGGCAGCUGGUGUGUACCAGGCCCAGGGCUUGGUGGGCAGUAGCAAUGGUUCCAGUCACAAAAAGAGCGGCAAUCUCUCAUGUUACAACUGUGGGGCCACCGGUCACCGCGCUCAGGACUGCAAGCAGCCGUCCAUGGACUUCAAUCGGCAAGGUACUUUUAGGUUGAAAUAUGCCCCUCCAGCAGAAAGUCUGGACUCCACAGAUUGAUAUUUUUCUCUGGCAACAGAACACUAUUAAGCCAUGGAGACAUAAGGAAAAUUAAAUACAAAACUGAGAAGUCUAGUUGCUGUUGAGCUUAAUAUUUUUAAUCCAAAGGUGCUUUACUUUAUUAGACUGGAUAGAAAACCUAGCAUAGGAGCGCAUCAAACUCAGUUUUAUUGCCAAAAUUCUAGAUUGGAGCUUGAUGUCAGGACUUGCCUAGUGGGUAUCUCCACAGCAGGUGAAAUUGGCCACCUCCACCCUUGAUGGCAAUGCAGAGGCCUCCCGUCUCUGGAAGAGCAUUGCCGUAAUUGGUCCUUCUAGGCUCACACGUAAUUCCAGGGCAGCUACGCGAGAUCGGAAUCGAGAACUGAAGGUUGGAGUUCUCCAAGUGGAGUUCCACCAGUCGGACUCUUGACACCCCUGGGUGAGGGAAAAUGUCACCUUUGUUUUGCUUUGUUUUGUUCCUAAAGUGGUUAGGCACUAAUUUCUGGGCUUUUUAGGGAUUGCACUACAGAAGAAUGUAAACUGAUGUCAAUCUCUGCAGUUCUGGAGACAAACUCCCUGAGAGCAGUCAGUGCAAGAUAUUCAGAGAAUCUGUCUUUAAAGAGUUGGCACCAGCAGGCUAGUCACUUUGUACACAACAGAGAUCUUAGGAUUUACUUCCCUCCUUAAAACACUUUGUAGCAGUUUCAGGUUUUUAAUUUUUUCUGCAAAUAAAUUUAAACUACAUUAUUAAGUAGAAAUAGUUACUUGCAACAACUUAAUUUCUAAGGGUCCAAGUCCCAGAAAAUCCCUAGUUGUCAGAGCUUUGAGAAUAUCUUCUUUACCAGUCCUUCCAUAUCUUUGAGGCCUGUCAUCUUCCACCACAAAGGAACUCUUGCAGACACACGGUAACAGCACGGCCUUUGUGAGCUGGCUCUAACAGACACCAUCUAUCCUUAGCAAAGUUUUCAAGUUUUUUAAAAUCUCACAUAGCCUUCCCAAGGACCCCCAAGACUUACUGUUAACAGAUUCACACUUGAGACACACAUUUCAACAAUAAUUACAGGACUCUGUAAUUUAUGAGCAAAAGAUUUGAAAUUUUCUCCUAUUGACUGACUUUGUAUUAGUUCUGUUGAAAACCUGGAAGGCUACAAUAAAAAAUAAGACUAAAAGAGACCACACCAACAGGACAGAGCUACAGGAUCUGCAGAAGUCUAGUUUUAUUGAGGUGGGAAAUAAAGUCCUCACCACACAGUUCUCAAUUUCACCCCAUUGCAAUGAGAGCUUUCUGAUCUGAAAUUUAGGAACUUAAAUCUUCAAGUCUAAAGGGAAUUUUCUGCUCAAAUAAUGUUAUUUUAAAUGCUAACGCCUUCAGUAUUAAAAUAUUAAUCGGGAAGGCCUUACCCAGGGAUUUUUGCAGUUGAAUAUUUAUUUAAAAAGAGAAAACAUAAUAUUCAGAACAUUCUUAAAAUGGGACAAUCAGCCUCAAAGUUGAUGUAAAUAAAAAGAAUACCCUAGAAUUUGAGGCAUUGUGAUGUGAGGUUUCAAAUUUUGAGAUCAGUUUCCUGGCUUUCUGGAAACUAAAGCAGAAAGUUGUUACAUUUUUUUAAUGGAAGGCUUUUAGUAGAGUUUUUUAGAGUUUUAUUUUAGUAGAGUUUUAUUUCUAUGCAAUGCAGAAUUGACCUCUGUAUUCUUAUAUCUCUUCCUGGUACACAGUAUUAUUACAGUUUUUAAGCAAAGCUGAUGCUUACAACAGUUUUUUGGGGGAAUGUUACAUUGAUCUCUUAAAUUAUAAACACUACAAAAAUGUCAAAAUAAUGAGAACUGACACAACUUUGCCUUAAAGAAUAUUAGACUGGAACUUGUCAUGUUAUGUUAAAGGAAGACUUAGAGUGUUCAUUGAUGUUUACGAUUUUAAUAUUUCUGAAGGCCGUUACAGUGGCCUGGAUAUGUGCUGAAAGCCAAACUUUUAAAUUUUUUGGUUUUUUAAACAAAGAAAUAUUUUAAAUAAAUCCUAUUUCAACACAGUGAAAUUGUGGAAAACUGUCUCAUAACAAAAGAAAAAAGUCAUAUUUAGGUUUUUUUUGUUUUAAUGGUCAGUAUUGGAAAUGAAAGUGUCUUUUGUCACCCUUAUAACUAUUUUGAUAAUAUUAGAGAUUAGCAUUAAAUACAACAAAAAAUUAAAACAAACUUUGAAGUAUGACCUUCAAAUUGAGGUAAAUAAGAUCAGACAUUGUGUGGCUGUGUUCCAGUCAUCAAAGGUCUUAGAAAAAUUCCCAGUUUCUUUGAAAGUAUGUGUGUGGUGUGACAUUUCCAAUGAGGUCAUUCCAAGUUGAGAAUUGUAAAAUGUAAAUAUGAGAUAACACAGGACACAAAGCUGCUGACCCAUCAGAUCUCUUCCAAGUGAAUCGCAUACUUGGACUUGAAAAUAUUUGCUAGCAGCAUUAUGAAUUUCUCUCCGAAAGCAACCAAAGUCAGUAGGCCUAAAAGAGCAUUUUGCAUUUCCUCAGAAGAUGUCCUCACGUUAGAAACACAGAUCAGACUGAUCCUUUCAACUACUUAGUCGUUUUCCUGAAAUCGUGGCUGUUUCCAAGUGCUGUGGCAACCAGGUAGGUGUGGCACCAGCCACUUUGCUUUAUGUAGUCUGUCAUAUAUUAAAGUUUCUAAACCCAUUUUUAUCUUCAAGAAUGGGGAAAGUAGAAUGUACAGAUCAAAGUAGAAUACAAUGUUGGGAUGAAACAACUACUUCAUCUUUUUUUUUUAAAGCAAAACUGUCAAAUUUUCUACCUUAUUUUCUAAUUUUUAUUUCAUGGUCAUACUGAAAAUAGGAAAAUGUUUAAACAUUAAAACUCCUAAUUGUUAAAGAGCACUGAGGAAAUGGGAGCUAGCACUUCUAAUAAAACAUUUAUUUUUUUGAAAGCCGA
Myotis davidii is the source of this 5836-nucleotide messenger RNA. It is a transcript of the gene ZCCHC14, whose product is annotated as zinc finger, CCHC domain containing 14. The transcript is spliced from 13 exons. Lineage: Eukaryota; Metazoa; Chordata; Mammalia; Chiroptera; Vespertilionidae. Gene Ontology annotation, molecular function: zinc ion binding; nucleic acid binding; protein binding. Bases 93 to 2936 code for a protein of 947 amino acids. The record is from RefSeq and is a predicted model, not a curated record.